UUCUUCCUGACCGCCGUGUGGUGCUUUGAUUUAUAUUUCAAUUAAAUGGUUCUUUUCGCUGUUGCAAGAUUGAUAUUUUUCUCCUGUUAUUAUUAAGAUUUUCGAUUGGUGCCUGGCCGUGGUCGCUUUUCAAAAAUGGAGCAGAUGACUUUAGACCCCCUGUAUUGGGCCCCGAUUACUCGUUUCACGCGCCUGCGAUAUCUGCUCAGUAUAUAUUUCACCAAGCUCAUUCUCACGACCGGUUUCUUACUUCGCAAACUGGUUAUCCGAUUUGGCGGAAAAUCAUUAUCAAGUGGUAAACCAACAUUAUCAAAGACCUACCCAUGCAGGCCAAAGCUCACGCACCGGGUUUUCUUCCCCAAAUCCUACGAGGCCGGAAAAUCCCUCCCCUUGUACAUUGAUGUCCACGGCGGAGGGUUCGCCUUCGGCGUCCCGGAGCACGACGACGAGUUCUGCCACUUCUUCUCCAAUCAUUUCAACCUCAUCGUCAUCAGCGUCAACUACUCCCUAGCGCCGCGGGUCGUCUUCCCCGUGCCCUCCCAGGACGUGGCUGCCGUUGUGGAGGCCAUCCUCGACGAUGACUCGCUCCCCAUCGAUCAGUCCCGCGUUGCCAUCGGUGGCUUCAGCGCCGGGGGUAACCUCGCCCUUUCCGCAAGUCAGUUCCCGGCUCUUCAGGGGAAGAUCAAGGCCGCCAUUGCGUGGUACGCCCCCGUUGACUGGAGCGUUGGUUAUGACUAUAAGUGCGCCUCGCGGCCGUACAAGAACGCUAAGGAUGUGGAUGGGUUGGCAGCGUUGGCGCCAAUCUUCAAUAACGUCUAUUUACCAACCGGCACGGACCAGAGAGACCCUCUACUCAGCGUGCUGUAUGCCGAUAGAAAGGUCCUGCCACCGUGGAUUUAUUCGAUCGGUGCCGAGUAUGAUAUGCUCUGUGAUGAGUCCAGGAGAAUGAUGGUAAAGCUAGCCGGCAUUGAGAAGCUUACGGAGAGUGAGAAAUACGCAUUCGAGAGGGAAGGAGGCAAGCUCCGGUGGACGAUGGUGAAAGAUGCGAAGCACAGCUUCACGCAUUGGUGGUUAAGGGCGCCGAAGGUAGCGGCAUUGAGGAAGCCAGUGGCGGAGGAAAUGUUCAUGGAAGCGGGGAAGUGGCUGACGGAGCAGGCUUUUGCGGAGUAAAGUUCAGUAACAGGUCCUAACUUUAACUUAAUAUAGAGAGACCUAAUGUAAUUAAUGAUGUACCAUAGAAACUAUUAGACCCGACG
Pseudogymnoascus verrucosus is the source of this 1256-nucleotide messenger RNA. RefSeq lists its product as uncharacterized. The transcript has a single exon. The record is from RefSeq and is a predicted model, not a curated record. The coding region runs from base 136 to 1170 and encodes 344 amino acids. Gene Ontology annotation, molecular function: hydrolase activity. NCBI's taxonomy places the organism in Eukaryota, Fungi, Ascomycota, Leotiomycetes, Thelebolales, Thelebolaceae.